AUCGCGAGCUAAACAAAUUGGUUGGUCAAAGUGAAGGUCUCGGGUCUAUAUAAACUAAAUUUGUUUCUUAAUCUGCAUCAGUUGAUUGUUUACUCUCUUCCGUUAUCCGCCAUUCGUUGGGACAUUUUAUACAAGGCGAGAUGAACUCAAAAACCUUUGUUACAGUAGCGGUUGCCUUGUUUGCAGUUGCAGCCCCAGCCGUCCUAGCAGGACAUUUACUAGGUGGCGGAUAUGGUGGUCAUGGUGGUUUCGGAGGUGGAUUCGGUGGAAGCGGCUUUGGAGGAAGUGGCCAUGGAGGCUUUGGAGGAAGUGGCCAUGGAGGCUAUGGAGGAAGUGGUCACGGUGGCUUUGGAGGAAGUGGCCACGGAGGCUUUGGUGGAAGCGGCGGUGGAGGCUAUGGAGGAAGCGGCAGUGGCGGAGAAGCUCAUGAAGCCGAAUUGCAACAUUUGGGAACUGUAGUUGGACAAGCUCAUUUACCACCCAAAGUUAUCAGGAUUACUAAGACUGUUGCGGUCAAGGUUCCUGUACCCUACCCAGUCAAGGUUCCACAUCCAGUACCACACCCAGUGCCAGUAGAAAAACCAUACCCAGUUCAUGUACCAAAGAUCGUUAAAAUCAAGGAAGAGGUUCCAGUACCUGUCCCAGUCCAUGGUGGUGAUCUUGGAGGCUCUGGAGCUGAAGGUGGAUAUGGAGGCAUCGGAGGAGGAUAUGGCCACUCAGCAAGUGGAUCUAUUGGCGGAGGAUAUGGUGGAUCUAUUGGCGGAGGAUAUGGUGGAUCUGUUGGCGGAGGAUAUGGUGGAUCUAUUGGAGGAGGAUAUGGUGGAGCCAUUGGAGGAGGAUAUGGUGGAGCCGAUGGUGGACACGGAAUCGGUGGCGGAAUCCUAGGUGGUGAUGCUGGCCAUGGAAUUGGUGGUGGAUACAUUGGUGGAUUCGGCGGUGCUAGUGGUGGAUACAGUGGUGCUGAGGGUGGAUAUGGCGGCGCUGAUGGUGGAUACGGCGGUGCUGAUGGUGGAUAUGGUGGUGGUUUCGGACAUUCCGCUGGUGGUGCUGAAGAAGGACAUGCCACUGUUAUUGUUGCCAAAGUAGCUGGCGAUGCUGGCGCUGGCGCUGGUGCCGGUGGUUAUGAAGGCAGUGCCGGUGUCGUUGAACAUGGCGCAUCGAGUGGUGCUGAAGAACAUCAUUAAGGCUGCAACUGUAGAUGCUAACAUUGUUAGUUAUUUGUUGACUCGUUACUAGUUCUUGUUGAUAAUUAUUGUUAUUUUGUCUAUAAGUAUUUGUACCUAAUAUAGUCCAAAAAAUUAAUUGAUUUCAAAUUUUA
Messenger RNA from Hermetia illucens (black soldier fly), 1318 nucleotides. RefSeq names its product glycine-rich cell wall structural protein 1-like. The transcript is spliced from 2 exons. NCBI's taxonomy places the organism in Eukaryota, Metazoa, Arthropoda, Insecta, Diptera, Stratiomyidae. The coding region runs from base 141 to 1184 and encodes 347 amino acids. The record is from RefSeq and is a predicted model, not a curated record.